ACCGCGUACAAGUGUGCCUGUAUCUUACGGGACACGAUUAACCCUUACCUGCUGCGCAGAAUGAAGGCCGAUGUUCAGAUGACCCUCUCCUUGCCGGAUAAAAAUGAGCAGUCCAUGUUGGCUUGUAGUACGAUGCAAAUAUUCAAACAGUUUCUAACGAACAGAAUCCUGAAGGACCCAAAGCAGAGGCGUUUCUUCAAGUCCAAUGACCUCUACGAGCUCUUCACCCUGAGCGCCCCGGACGGAGCCCAGGGGACAGAGACCAGCGCCCUCUUUGCAGGAACCGGCUCUGAUGUUCCAGCACCGAAGCGGCCACUGAAGCGUCGCAACGCCAACGUCUCUGGAUUUUCCAGAAGAUUCGAGGGGGUGCCAAUUCCUCACCUGGUGAAGCAGAGAAAGUACCAGAAAGAAGAUUGCGAAGAGGGGCUGCGAGAGCCAAAGAAAAGCGAUGAUUACGUUUUGGAGAAGCUUUUCAAAAAAUCAGGAAUACACAGCGUGAUGAAGCAUGACGCCAUCAUGGAAGCUUCCAGUCCAGACUAUGUGUUGGUGGAAGGCGAGGCCAGCCGUGUCGCUCAAGACGCCCUCCGAGCCCUGAAGAUUUCUCGACAACGAUACCGGGGAGCUGCUUCCACGCGGACGGAUGACGCCCCAACCUGGUUAAA
Molecule: messenger RNA, 662 nt
Organism: Protobothrops mucrosquamatus (brown spotted pit viper)
Lineage: Eukaryota; Metazoa; Chordata; Lepidosauria; Squamata; Viperidae
Product: DNA excision repair protein ERCC-6-like
Exons: 6
Biological process (GO): transcription-coupled nucleotide-excision repair
Cellular component (GO): nucleus
Molecular function (GO): ATP-dependent activity, acting on DNA
Source: RefSeq, a predicted model, not a curated record